GUCUUGACGUUAGCGGUUGAUAGUGCAGUGGUUCCAGUGAAUACUUCCAGUAAUACAAUCCAGUCAUCAACGUCAGUAGGGCAAUCUGAAAUUGCACAAAGAAUUCUCAAAGUGUUGCCAAUUGAAAUUACACAAAGAAACUUUCCAUGUCAUACCAAAGAGCAAUGUUGGUUCGCAGUGCUUUGCUCGCUGGUGCGAAAGGUAACGUGCUUAAUAUUGGCUUGAUUGAACGUUAUGCCAGCACAGUGUUACAAGCGGAUGUAAAGAGUCCUGAGGAAACGGAAUGGAACGAGGCCAAGUCAUUCGAUGAAAUACCAGGACCAAGGGCACUGCCGAUCAUUGGGAACAUGUUCAGAUUUCUUCCUCACAUAGGUGAAUUCGGAAAUCAGCCGGUCAUGGAACAAAUGAGAAAUUUGAAAAAGCAGUAUGGCCCGAUUGUUAAACUGGACGGUAUACCGCAUCGUCGAACAGUCGUAUUUCUGUUCGAUCCGGAACUCAGCGAGAAAAUGUACAGAAUGGAAGGUCGAUGGCCGACCAGAAUUGCUAUGGAGACAAUGGUACAGUAUCGCGAGGAGAGGCCCGAAUUGUAUAAAGGAAAUUAUGGAUUAGCUUCGAGCCAAGGCAAGGAUUGGCACAAUUUUCGUUCCAAAGUAAAUCAACACAUGAUGCAACCUCGAACGAUAAAACCUCACGUGGGACAAAUUAAUGAGGUGGCUCAGGACUUUAUUGAAAAAAUGCGCAAACUUCGAGAUCCGGAAACUCUGGAACUUCCGAAAAGCUUUAACAAUGAAAUGAACAAAUGGGCGCUUGAAUCUAUUUGCGCAAUCGCACUGGACCAAAGACUCGGAUGCCUCGAAUUUGACCUGCCGACAGAUUCGGAGCCUCAAAUAAUGAUAAAUGCUGUUCACGACAUGUUCGAUCUCUUCUAUAAAUUGGAAAUUCUUCCCUCCUUGUGGAAAGUCUAUAGGACACGAAAUUUGAAAAAAUUAUUUCAUUGCUUCGACAUCAUGAGUGGAAUUAGCAAACGAUACAUUAGCCUGGCUAGAGAGAAACUACGUGAGUCAACAUCAAUGGGCAACGAAGAACUAAGUAUGCUGCAACGACUUGUAGCUAUCGACGAGCAGACAGCAAAUGUCAUGAUAAUGGACAUGAUGCUUGCAGGAAUAGAUACUACCAGCAAUGCCGCCGCAAGCGCUCUCUAUCAUAUUGCGACUAAUCCUCAAGCCCAAGAGAAACUCCACCAAGAAGCAGCCAAGGUGUUGCCAGAGAAAGAUUCGCCAGUAACUUACGAGGCGCUUAAUAAAAUUCCCUAUACGAAAGCCUGCAUCAAGGAAGCCCUGAGAAUGUCACCCAUCGCCAUUGGUAAUUUAAGAACUAUGCAAAAGGACAUUGUGCUUGAAGGCUAUAAAAUUCCUAGUGGUAUUGACGUAAUAGCCUGUCAUGGCAUAAUGUCGCAAGAUCCCGAACAGUUUCCCAGGCCAAAGGAAUUCAUACCGGAAAGAUGGCUGCAGGGAAGUGAGGACAAUAUUUCUGCUAAAGCUGCUCAUCCGUUUGCUUAUAUGCCUUUUGGCUUUGGUCCGAGGACUUGCAUUGGUAGACGAUUCGCGCAACUGGAAAUGGAGACUCUUCUGACAAAGGUUAUACGCAACUUUCGUGUGGAAUGGCAUCACGAACCGAUGAAAUUCAAAAGUCGCUUUAUUCAAACUGUUGCCUCGCCCCUACAAAUAAAGUUACUAGACUUAUAAUGAAGACAUAGAGGAAGUAAGAAGCUCUAAUCACCUCCAAGACUGAAGUAUAUUAAAAAAUAGACAAGUUCGCUAAGGGUAAUCCCCGGACGAAGUUCGAGAUCAACGCAGGUACUAAGGAAUUCUCGCAGAUUCGAAUCAUGCUUCAAACGAAUCUAUUUUAUUCCCAGAACAGACACAAGUUUGAAACCUUAAUCAGCACUGACGAUCUAUUAUCAACCCGAGCAGAAUGUCUAAGGAAAGAUUCAAAAAAAUGAAUGGUAGCUACAAAAAAUUUCCCCAUUGCCAAUAAUUUCUUGCCAAUGGUUUUCCAUUGGUUUACAUUGACUUACCACACAUUACCGUUGAUAACAAAAUUAUUGGCAAUGGAAAACUUUCCUAAGGGAAUACCUGGAAGGAAAAAAAAUUAAAGCUCCAAAAGUGUCUGUACACCGUAAUACUAUAUAAAUAUGUAGCAUUAACAAUUGUUUGUAAUUGCACAAUUAUAAAUAUAUUUGAAUAAAAAAAUAUAAUAAAACUUGCACGUUAUAGUGGAGGUCCAUCAUA
Messenger RNA from Cephus cinctus (wheat stem sawfly), 2291 nucleotides. RefSeq names its product cytochrome P450 CYP12A2. The transcript is spliced from 8 exons. Gene Ontology annotation, molecular function: iron ion binding; monooxygenase activity; heme binding. The coding region runs from base 147 to 1745 and encodes 532 amino acids. The record is from RefSeq and is a predicted model, not a curated record. NCBI's taxonomy places the organism in Eukaryota, Metazoa, Arthropoda, Insecta, Hymenoptera, Cephidae.